CUUGGACGAUUAUUCACGUCUACUGAUUACAGUGCUAUAUACCUAUCAACACUUUUAGUAACUUGACAGUAGAGCGAUGGCGCACACGUUAGCUUUGUUGAUUAUUUCAUUAUGGGUGUCAUCUAUCGAAGUCUCAGGGAAUUUACCAAGUUUAGACAUGUUAAAUAUUCCUCCCCCGAAACCUGCCAAGAAAACCACCACGACCCCACCCCCAGCUCCUGACCCCAUACUGACGGGGGCAGCGGCCAGAACAGCCCAGGAUCGGGUGGCCCUGGAGUUACCGGACAUUGUAUUUGCUGACAAUCAGCCCGGGGGGUCAGCCAUUGACAUCGGGACCGUGGCCAAUGACAUUAACCUUGACCUAGAUAGAUUGAUCAAGGAGACACUGGGUGAGGCCCCCAUGGGGGAACACAACGCCCCCCGACAGACGGACCUCACGGCGUUACUGGAUCUCAUCAACACUGAUCCCAUUGGGCGAUCGGAUCCCACUCCUUUCUUUGAUCUACCCAUGCCAACUGCAACACCCAAACCUCCAAAGCCUACUCUUCCACAACUAGGAACUCUGGUUUCCACAUCUAACAUCGAUUCCAGCGUUGGAAUUUCAGUUAGCAAACAAGAAACGGCGCAUUCAUCCAACAAACGUAAUUUCCAGACUGUCAAGAUUCCAGAUUUCGACUUCCCGUCACUUCCCAAUUUACCCAAAAUAUCCGAGGCAUUCAAUUCGCCUCCUGCCGCACCCGAGCUGCCAUCACUCAGUGAAACAUCUGGUGGUCUACCGCCAUUAACAGACGCUUUCGGUGAAUUACCAUCGCUUUCACAAACAUCCAUUGAUUCAAAACCUCCCACACAAACUAUCGACGAAUUACCGUCUCUCAGUCAAACUUCCGGUGGAUUACCACCCCUUUCACAAACAUCCAUUGGAUUACCACCCCUUUCACAAACGUCCAUUGGAUUACCACCACUUUCGCAAACAUCUGGCGGACUACCACCCCUUCAACAAACACCCAACGAGCUACCACCCCUCUCACAAGCAUCCGGAGAAUUGCCACCCCUUUCACAAGCAUCCGAUGGAUUACCACCCCUUUCAUCCGGUGGAUUCCCAUCAUUUACCGAAUCAUCCGCUGGAUCGCCGCCUUUUAAUGAUAAUUCCGAUUCAUUUUCAUCUUUCGCUGAUACCCGUAGGGGUCUCCCAUCACUACCACCAAUUCCCGAUGAAGAAAACAAUAUGCCUCCACAAUCAAGGAUCCUCGGUAGGCCACAAUCUUUCCCCGAUCCUUCCGAGCCUAUAUUUAAUCCCGAUCCCAGAUUUCAACCUGCCUUCCAACCGCAAGGACUACCAAGAAGUCCUUUCACGUCUAGACUACCUACCGACCCGAGGACCUCCGAUCUUGGAGAAGUUGGAAGGCUUAGAAAUCCAUUUGCACCCGCUUCUCAACCCACCAGGCGUCAAGGAUUAUCCCGGGCCGGGCGACUGCCAUCAAGAGAAAGCUUGAGCAGAGUUCUGUCAGAAGAACAGCUUCAAUCGAACGAUCCCAACCUACUACCAUUCGCUGAAAACGUUUUAUCACAAGUCCAACAACUCGUCAACCGACUUAAAGACAACAGAGAUACAAGCCCAGCCUCUGAGCGUGCGCCUGGACGAGUUCCGGUCUCCAACUCGGACUGUCCUAACGGCCCCCCGGCCUGUCCCGAGGAUCCCUGUCAGACCUCGUCCUGUCUCAACAUCAUCAACGCUCAGUGCCGACCUUCAUGCACUGAGUGCGCUCCACGAUAUUUCGUCAACGGUAGAGACGUCACAGAGACGUGCACAAUCAUUUCCGGUCUUCGAAGUUCCGGCGUUGCAAACAUCGCCCCUAGUGAAUCCGGAGCCCAUCUUUUCAUAGGCUCAAAUGGAGAUUUUCUAAAUAUUCCCCGAGGUGGAAGAACACCCCCGACCGGAAGCACACCACAAAUAGGCAUGCCUCCAAGGAGACCACCAAUCAUUGACCCGAUCACUCGUCAACCCAUUGAUCCCAGAUUCUUGGAGCAAAUAGACCCGAGGCGCGUCAUGGAUCCCCGGAUGGAGCAACGACUCACUGAGCUGCGCGCGCAGCAACAACAGCUUCCUCCUGGUGUUGAUCCCAGAAACAUUGAUCCACGAAUGGAGCAACAAAUUGCUGAGAUGCGUGGGCAACAGCAGCAACUUCCACCAGGCGUGGGACCACAAAAUAUGGAUCCUAGGUUCUUGAGAGCUCUUCUGGAAAAUGAAAACAUCGCCCGAAUGAGAAACAGACCCACUGGACCUCCAUUUGAUCCCCGCAUCGGGCAGUUCAUGAGGCCAGGAGCCCCGCCAGUAAGUUUCCAACAGAUGGCCCGACUUCGCGGACAAAAUCUGGACGUGGACGCAGUACGGCGAUUCAUGGCUGAACAAGGACUCAGUGGCACCGCUAAUGUCGGCGAAUCAGAAGCACCCCAGAGGGGAGCGCCUAACGUACCUAACCCGUCCCUGAUUAACCGGAUCAACGACAUGCGAAACAGGGGUUUGCCACUUGGAAUGAUAAACCAGGCCUUGCAAAAUGGCCGAUUCCGCGGGGCCCAGGCGCCACAAGCAAGUCUUCCGGGAAAUCAGGCCGCCGCGCAAAGACCUCCACUAGGCGUGAACGCACAGCAGUUACAGGCUCUUCGUAACGAGUUCGCCAGUUUCCAGACGGGCCAACCUCAAACGGCUGGUAAUAACCCAGCACAGAAUUCAGCCAAUCAGGCGCCGAAUGCCCCAAGUUUCAGCAUCCAAUCAGCGCAGAGUAAUCCGUUAGCAACAAUCCAGGCCGCCAGGCGAGCACUUCAAAGGCAGGCUGUAAGGAACCGAGCGAGCGUCAUCUGAAAAUAUGCCAUUGUGACGUCAUAUGAACCAGGCGCGUUCAGAUAUCAGUUUCGUUUUAUGUGACCUACAAUUUGGUUUGUGUUAUAUUUAAUUUUAAGAUAUGUUGUUUUUUUUUAGAUAAAAAAAUUAUACAUGA
Messenger RNA from Magallana angulata, 2996 nucleotides. RefSeq lists its product as uncharacterized. The record is from RefSeq and is a predicted model, not a curated record. The coding region runs from base 77 to 2860 and encodes 927 amino acids. Lineage: Eukaryota; Metazoa; Mollusca; Bivalvia; Ostreida; Ostreidae. The transcript has 5 exons.